AUGCCUUCCUCUCUGGAGAAGAGUACAUCCUUCUCGCCGAAAAAGCAAGUUAAUCACAGUUCGAAGAAGAACCAAGGCAGGGCCAAAGCCCAGCCCGCUUCCCGUGUCAGCGACUACAAGCCCGACAAUGUCUUCAUGAAUAUUCCGCAGAACAGUACAAGCAACCCAGCGCAGAGGAUUGCCCAUUAUCAGGCUCAAGCUACCGCGGCCCUGGACGAGCUCCUGCCCAAGAUCCAGGGCAGCGAUCCCGCAACCGCUGGCAACAGGGAUAAUAACAACAGUAGCAACAACACAGCCACAGACGUGUAG
Molecule: messenger RNA, 309 nt
Organism: Thyridium curvatum
Lineage: Eukaryota; Fungi; Ascomycota; Sordariomycetes; Thyridiales; Thyridiaceae
Exons: 2
Coding region: 1-309 (102 amino acids)
Source: RefSeq, a predicted model, not a curated record